Molecule: messenger RNA, 438 nt
Organism: Gaeumannomyces tritici R3-111a-1
Lineage: Eukaryota; Fungi; Ascomycota; Sordariomycetes; Magnaporthales; Magnaporthaceae
Exons: 5
Coding region: 1-438 (145 amino acids)
Source: RefSeq, a predicted model, not a curated record
AUGGCUUUAAAAACGGCCACUGUCUUGAUUCUCCACCUAUCUUCACCUACCCUUUCACCCCAGGAGGGAAAUUUGUUAGGAGCACGGGCGAAACCGCCCGGCAAAAAGGAGGAAAAGGGCAUUGGCAUAAUUGGCCGGGCACGGACCCUUUCGGUACGAAAAAAAAAGUUAAAAAAACAAUUUUUAUUAAAAAUAGCACUUUUGGUUUUGCGUAAAGCAAAAUUAUUUUUAAACCGCCCAUAUUUAAAAAAUUUGCAAUAUAGCAAAAUAUUGUUUAUUACAUUAACAAUUACAAAUUUAUUUUCGAAAACGAAAAAAAACGUUACGCAAAUAUACCAUUUAAAUACCGGGCAAUUAAAAAGCUUGCGGGAAAUACCGUUAUUAAACAAAAAAAUUAUAAAUUGUUUAAAACGUUCCGGAUUUGUUAGGAUUUGGUAA